AACUAAAACAGCUCUCAGUCUACAAUGUUGAUACUCAGAAAUGGAUUUACAUGAAUGUGUUUAUGAGGAAUAUGUCUCUGACUGUGUAUAAGAGGAUGCUCAGACGUUAUUCUGGACACAACAGCUCUGAGAUCUUCAAGCUCUACAGAACUUCUACAGAUUCUUUCUGUCAUUGUGAAGAAACAUCUUGAAGAAUGAGAAGCCUGAUGUGUUUGAUGUUCGUGAUCUUCUGCUCUGUGCAGAUGACUUCAAGCGGUCCCAUUUCAGAAGAUGUGGCAAACUCAAAGUGUUGUGGAGAGUUCAGUAAAGUGAAGGUUCCUGUGAAUAAGGUGGUGUCUUACUACAAGACCAGCAGCAUCUGUGCCAGAUCCGCUGUUGUGUUUCAGACAAUAGCAGGGAAAGAGUUCUGUAUUGAUUCAAAGACCCCCUGGGUGAAGACUCAUAUUGAUAAAGUGGACAAAAGAAAAACAACUGCCACAAAAGCAUAAACUCAGAGUCUCAGAGUUUAAAAAAAGCUACACUAUUUCUAUUUAAAAUGUGCAUUUCAUAUUGUAUAUUUA
Messenger RNA from Carassius auratus (goldfish), 560 nucleotides. RefSeq names its product monocyte chemotactic protein 1B-like. Gene Ontology annotation, cellular component: extracellular region. Gene Ontology annotation, biological process: immune response. Lineage: Eukaryota; Metazoa; Chordata; Actinopteri; Cypriniformes; Cyprinidae. Gene Ontology annotation, molecular function: chemokine activity. The coding region runs from base 195 to 488 and encodes 97 amino acids. The transcript is spliced from 3 exons. The record is from RefSeq and is a predicted model, not a curated record.